This is a messenger RNA of Carica papaya (papaya), 1021 nucleotides long. The record is from RefSeq and is a predicted model, not a curated record. NCBI's taxonomy places the organism in Eukaryota, Viridiplantae, Streptophyta, Magnoliopsida, Brassicales, Caricaceae.
GGUUUAAUCAUCUUGCUGACUAAAACUAGAAAAUUCCCCUUCCUGGUCUUAUCUCCAACACCCCCCCGAGUUGAAACAGUACCGAAUCGACCCGAAUACCCAGUGAGUCAGGACUCACUCUCCUUCCUAGUCCUAUCUCCAACAUACCCUGAGUUGGAACAGUGCCGACACGAAUACCCUGUGAGUCGGAACUCACUCUCCUUCCAAGUCCUAUCUCCAACAUACCCUGAGUUGAAACAAUGGCUUAAAGGCAAAGACGGAGACGGAAAAUGCCGUUAGGGAAAUAUUACUGUGACUACUGCGACAAGGAAUUCCAAGACACGCCUGCCGCCAGAAAACGCCAUCUCCAGGGCACCCACCACCUCCGUGCUAAAGCUCUCUGGUACGACUCCAUCCAAUACCAAGACACCUCUCCUGCCGGCAUCUGCAACCGCUUUCUCAACACGGGAUUUUGCCCAUAUGGGUAUUCUUGUAGAUAUCGUCAUCCCAACAAGAAUCUACCUACGCCGGCCAAUUCUCAAGUUGCAGGAUUCACUGACAUGAACCUUCGGUCACAAAUUAUGCCGUCUAAUCAAUUAGUUGGAGGAAGCUCUUUACAGGGCAACGUGGUCAGAGAUAGCAUGGGAAUGUCGUGGGACAAUCUGCCUCCAUCAUUGAAGCCUCCUCCAGAGGGCGGAUACCCACCACUUCCCUUCAUAGAUUGGGGAUAAGCUUCCACUUUUUCAAUUUCAUGCAUUUGGUUUUUUCAUGUUUGUGCUUUUAGUUAUUAUUUUUGUAUGGUUUAUUCUACUUGGGAAGUAAUAUGGGAUCUGGAUUUCAUGUUAAGAUAUGGAUUAUCAUACAUAAAUAAUUUCAAAAUGGAUUUCCAGAUUUCCUUUGCUUGUCAUCCCUGAACUUUCUUUCAUAUGACAGUUUUGAAUCAGUAGUGUCAUAUACGAUCGUGAUUGUAACUCAAUAUGCUCUUAUUCUGAAUGUUAUUUUAAAGUUCAUAUCAGAAAGCAUAUAAUAAAGAGCUUUCGCA